Molecule: messenger RNA, 2341 nt
Organism: Saccostrea echinata
Lineage: Eukaryota; Metazoa; Mollusca; Bivalvia; Ostreida; Ostreidae
Product: protein asteroid homolog 1-like
Exons: 1
Coding region: 20-2233 (737 amino acids)
Molecular function (GO): nuclease activity
Source: RefSeq, a predicted model, not a curated record
AGGCUAACAUCAGGCUGAGAUGGGGAUAUCUGGAUUAACAACCUUUAUGGAUGAUAAUCUUCAUCUUCUGAAGGAAUGGCGUCUGCAUGAUACCAAGGUGGUUAUUGAUGGUAAUAAUCUGUACCAUCUUAUCUUCUACAACAAUCAUGUAGAUUUUCUGCAUGGAGGAGAUUAUGAUCAGUAUGCCAGAAAAAUUAAAGAAUUUUUCACUCUCCUUCAAUCCUGCAACAUUCAGCCUUAUGUUGUGUUUGAUGGUGGAUAUGAGCAAGAUGACAAAAAAUUCCACACGAUUUUAGGAAGAGUGCAGCAGAGACUUGAAAUGGCUAUCCGUCUAGCAAAGGGACAGAGGGGCAAAGUAAUGCCGAUCCUGGCCUAUGAAACAUUUAAGGAAGUUUUGUUACAAAUACACAUACCUUUUGCUGUGUGUGAUUUUGAAGCUGACAAAGAAAUUGGAAUCUUAGCUAAUGAUUUUGACUGCCCUGUUUUGUCAUACGACAGUGAUUUCUACAUUCUGCCACUAAGUGCUGGUUUUAUUCCAUUUGACAGUGUUAAUUUUACAUUGCAAGAAAACACCAGAGAGGAUGGUACUGCCUAUCAUUACCUGCCUGCCCGGAGGUACCAUGUUGACAAUUUUGUGAAAUUCUUCCCUUCCUUAGGAAGAGAUGUUUUACCGUUGUUGGCUGCCCUCCUUGGAAAUGAUUAUGUGGAUAUUCGUAUUUUCCAGUCAUUUUAUUCAUCAGUCAGAUCGUAUGAAGGAAGAACACAGUUUAGAAUUCCAAAGUCUCAUUUGAAAAUCCAAAAGGUAAUAAGCUGGCUAGAAAGUUUAGAGUCAUACAAGGAAGGAAUCGAAAAACUUAUGGAAAGUGCAGGAUCACCAGCACAGAAAGAGACCAUUUCAGUAGCCAUAAGAAAAACUAUUGAAGCAUUUACAACCAGUGCAACUGAUUCUGGAUGCUCUCUUCAUAAGUUCUUCAGAGAUAAUUAUAGUACAGAAAUGCAAAGUUUAGAGGUAAAAGUACCCUCUAGCUGGAAUUUGGUCCAGGGCUAUAAUGGGUCAGUGAUCCCUAGUUGGUUUUUACCCAGUCAUCGACAGGGAAUCCUUCCUCCCAGCUUCUUGGACGUCAUAACAUUGCACAGAAUAUUUCUCUUACUCCAAGUGGAACAUCCAAAAUCCCAGUCGUCACAUCAAUGUUCUCUUAAACUAAGGCAGCUAAUGUAUGGAAUUCUUCUUUCAGAGGAUAUUGCUGGUCUGGAAAAGAAUGAUGAGGUAGUGGUAAGCAGAAAAUGUGGUGUAGAGGAGUAUGAUAGAGUUGGACUGGAUUUAACCAAAAAAAUUGUAUUACCGGCCCGUGCUUUUGAAGGAUAUGGUCCGGUGCCAAGGCUUCCUGCAAUACCAGACCUUUUAUCCUCCUAUAAAGAGAACUUCCUCCGUCAGGCACUAAACAUACCACUCUUUGACACAGAGCACAUGACUAAAGAUCUUGAGCUUGUUUUAGGAAUCAUUCUAUACUGGGUCAGGAAUGCCAAACCAAAAGUAACAGUUUAUCAUUUACAGGCUGCUGUGGUCUGUCUGAUUAUGUUGAAAGUAAAGUGGGUACUUAUUCAUCGUGGGCCUACAGGGACCAGGGAGAAUCUGAUAGAGACAGCUGUUCUGGAAACACCUACAGAAACUGUAAAGGAAGUCAGGACCAGGCUUCAUCCAUACAAUGCAAGGCCUGAACACAGCAGCAAACACCCUGUAGACAGCGAACUGAUCCAUGGAUUUGCUCAGUUCCAGUCCUGUAUUCUGGUUGCUUUGCAAUUUAACUUUCUUCUUCAGUGCCCUUUCCCUAGUCCCUACACUCCUCACAUAUUCUCUGGAACUUUUCUGUAUAAUUUUUGUCAAGAGCUUCAGAAGCGAAGAAGUCCAGACCUGUUUAUAUGUGAAAUGCUUGUGAAGGACUCCAAGCUUCCACAGGUUUACCAGUGCCUUUAUGAUGUAUUGAUAAAUUCUCUUGAACCAGAUGGUUUACUCUCUGACUCUAAAUAUAAGAAGAGAAACAAAUCUCACAAAGACAAGGGAAAGAAAAGCAAAAGGAAUGCAUCUGGUUCUAGCAAUUCAAAAAGUCUGGAACUCUCCCCAGAGGUGGAAAAGAAAACUAAAUUACAGGUGCGAUACGUGGCAAACUGUCAACUGACCAACAGAUUUGCGGGUCUGGUCUUAAGUGAUGACAGCCAGGGAGAAAGUGACUAGAAGUGCAAUUUAUUUAUUUCAAAGAUUAGAGAUUGAAAUGUUUACAUACCUUUUAUAUUUGUCUGGUUUUAAGCUUGAUUAUUAUAAUUUUUUUAUCAUCUUUGUUUU